Molecule: messenger RNA, 1905 nt
Organism: Acaromyces ingoldii
Lineage: Eukaryota; Fungi; Basidiomycota; Exobasidiomycetes; Exobasidiales; Cryptobasidiaceae
Exons: 5
Coding region: 1-1905 (634 amino acids)
Biological process (GO): tRNA 3'-terminal CCA addition
Molecular function (GO): RNA binding; ATP:3'-cytidine-cytidine-tRNA adenylyltransferase activity
Source: RefSeq, a predicted model, not a curated record
AUGGAUGUGCCAGUGCUGACACUGGACCCCAUUGAGGAUGCCUUGUGCACGCUCCUCGAUCAAGCCUGCCAGUGGAUCACCGAGAACAAGCCUCAGCCAGACCCGGUCGAGUCGUGCGGUGUUGUCAUAGAUUACCAUGAGAAUUGGACGUGCGAUGCGAGGAUCGCAGGAGGCUGGGUACGCGACAAGCUCCUGGGGCACGCCUCGCACGACCUCGAUGUUUCGCUCAGUACAUUGACCGGUCACAUUUUUGCCCUCCUUUUGCGCUCAUAUCUCCUCUCCGAGGCCUUUCGAUCGACUCAGCUUGCCACCGACCCUAGCUCCCCACUCUAUGGCGGCACCUCGACUUCUCUCGUCGGCCACAUUUCCAAGAUUGCGGCGAACCCAGAGCAGAGCAAGAACCUCGAGACAGCCACGGCCAAGGUGGCGGGCCUCCAGCUCGACUUUGUAAAUCUCAGAAAGGAGGUGUAUGAAGGCAACAGCAGGAUCCCGAAGAUGACGUUUGGAACGCCGUUGGAAGACGCCCAACGUCGAGACAUCACAAUCAACUCGCUCUUUUUCAAUGUGCACACUCGUCAAGUCGAGGAUUGCACGGGAAUGGGUCUCGUCGAUCUCCGCGAAAAGAUCAUCAGAACGCCGUUAUCGCCCCGUCGAACCUUUCUCGAUGAUCCGUUGCGUGUGCUCCGCUGCGUACGUUUCGCCAGUCGGUUCCAGUAUGCCGUCAACUACGAUAUUGUCGCCUGCCUCAACGCAAACAAGGACGGUGACUCUGAUGAGAUUCGAAAGGCGCUGAUGGAAAAGGUUUCCCGAGAGCGAUUCGGCAACGAGGUUGACAAGAUGCUUCGAGGACCCGACCCACUCUUGGCACUAGAUCUCAUCAAAAACCUCGACCUCUUUCCCAUCAUUUUCGAGCCUGCUCCCAACUCCGGCGAAAUUCGACCCAUAUCGUUGUCAACUACGGCCUUUGGCAACGUCAGCACCGCCCUGGAGCCUGCCACUAUUCUCGACCAAUUAUGGGUUGAGGCCAGACGCCGCAAUGGUGAAGCUGAUGCGCAACUCUCGCGGGCUCAAAGAUACUCUGGCGGCAUCUCGACCAAGGAUCUUGAGCGCAUUCCUUCGAAGCUACUGCAGCCUUUGCUCGACGAGUACCAGCGUCGAAACCUCUUCCUCUCUGCCGCUCUUCGACCGCUUCAAGAAUGGGAGUGGGAAGAAAAGAAAGGCAAGUGGUUCACGGCCGCAGAAAAUGUAGUUGCCAUCGGUCUCAAGCUCGGAGGGUUCAAUACGAGAGACCCAGUUGCCAAACUGUUCAAGUCUGUUGAGCUGCUUUCGCGACCUUCCAAAGCAUGUUUCGAUGCAGGCUGUGAUAAAGCUGUGGCCAAUGGUCAGGCUCAAGCCUACCGUGGACAUCUCGUACCCAAUCUUGCCGGCCAGAAUGUCAGCCCGCGGGCCACCCUUGCUCUCAUCUUCCGACUGCCAACCAUGACCUUCACAAAGAAGGAGUGUGAGCUGUCGCCAGAGGCUUUCAUUCUCUGGAAUCUUGUCCUCGACAUCUGCGAUCAGCAGGAGACGACCGCGCUGGACCACAUUCUAAGCGAUCUUUACAGUCCAGUUGCCCCGCUGAUCCCGCAUCUGCAGGACAAGGCGCUGCUCGACGGCAACGAGGUGUCGAAAGCUCUUGGCUACGCACCGGGUCCCCUCAUGCAGAGGAUCCUGACCAUGGUGGAAGCAUGGCAAUUUGACCAUCUCGACGAUCUUCUGGAUGGAAGAAAGAAUGCGGCCGAGCUCAAGGAGGAGUGCAAGGCGUGGCUCCGCGAGGAAUGGGAUAGCGGUGGCAUCAUCUCGGUGGAAGAGAGGAUGGCCAGCAAGAAGGAAAAGAAGCAGAAGAAGCAGAAGAAGAGCGAGUAG